AUAAUAAUUAAAAAAAAUCCUAAAAUACAAAACUUAUAAUUUUAACUUUUAUUUUCAUAAAAUAAAAAAUAAAAUUAUUUUUACCAAUUAAAUUCACUAAAAUAAGACCAUUUUACUUAAAGAUUCGUAUAUCGAUCAUGCCGGUCAUACCGCUGAUGUCACGCCGGUUUUAUAACCGGUAUAAGUUGAGCCUGGUUCAACCGGUGACACGCCGGCCGGCGUGACAUCCAUGGUUUUACCUUACUUUCUCAUCUUCCAGUUGUUUGGUAACAUUUUGAAAAAAAAAACUAAGAAACUUAUAUUUCCUCCUAAAAUACUUCACUAAGCAACAGAAGGCACAAUCACAAGAGACCCGACAUCUUCAAAGACGAGAACAAUUGCACAACGAUGAUUUCCAAGUCACGCAAAGAUGAAGUUUUCAUUGACAUGGAGGGUGUUAUCGUAGGCGAAGAAUGUAAUUAUAUAGAUGGUGAAUCAACAUAAGCCAGAGUUAAGCUGGAGCAGAAGUGUCAAGCAUGCAUCCAAAUUCUUCAAGCACUAUUCUAAAUACAAGUUCUACUACCUUUAUUGAUAGAAUACCGUUUUAAAAAUGUAGCUCUUCAGAUUUGAAAACUCUAGAAGUUUGAUUCAACAGAUUGGAUAACUAAAUCGAGUCUUACACAUCAUCGUCAUAUAUACAAAACAUCAUCCGCAAACAAAGACCACCGGUCAUAUUGUAUGCCACGAAUCGUCAAUUUAGAAAAAUACAAAAAGCAACCCUUCAAAUUUGAAAGGGUUAAUACCAUAGUUUGGCCCGAAGUUUAGCGUUAGUGACAGUUCUGGCCCCAUUUUUCAAAUAAGACAUUUGUGGCCUACUUUAGAAAUUAUUGGACAAAUUUGGCCCGAGAGACGGUUUGACUGUCAGAAUUAACGGUCAACUAUUUUUCCAUCACUGACUCAGCAUUUGCCACUGACUGGGCUUGUCCACAUCAUUUACAAAUUAAAUAAAAUAACACAAAUAAUAAUAACAAAUGAAAAAACUGAAUUACAGAGAAGGGGUCACGUUGACCACUAGCUCUUCCCCUUAUUCACUCCAUCGUUUCUCCUUCCCCCACUCGUUCCCGAGCGGCCGACGAUUCUUCCGCCUCUCCUUCUUCUUCGCCAGCUCCAAUCAUCACCGCCCUCACCUUGGGGUCAACCGCCAAGUACUGACCAGGAACUAUCCUCCUGCAUCUGGACUUCCCAAAUGUCUCCGGGUGAACUUUAUCAAACACACUCUUCUCCUUGUCGUAUUUCAAAAUCACAAUCCUCCCGGAAUCGGAACUAGCGACGAUUUAAUCCUUCUGAGAUCCAGUAAGUCUGAAUUGAGCCAAAGAGCGAAUAGCACCGAAUAUUUCGAUGAAAAGAAUGAUUUGGAGCCUACCGAUGUUGUCGGGACGGAGGAGAUCGAGAAGCUUUCCCCGCGCAAUGACGAUCUCUUGGAACUUCCUGCCAGAGAAGCUUUCGUUAAUGGCGGCCACCACACCGAUGGGUCGCUGAGGUGUUAAUCGGUGGGCAAGUGGAAGAAAAUGGGAGGGGUGGGUUUUGAUUUGCUUUGCCGCAGAAAGCAAGGCAGGGCUAGCAGCGGCGGGGGAAAAUGGGAGUUGGAGGUGGCGGCGGGUGAAAGUGGGAGGUGGAGGUGGUCGCAGGGAUGGGUGGGUGGUAGGGUUGAAAAUGGAAUGGGGGAUUAAGUGGGCUCCAAAUUAAUUUAAUUGUUUUUCCUUUUUUUUUCAUUUUAACAUAAAAAAAUUAUGUGCAAAUGAUGUGGCAGCCAUGUUAGUGCCACAUCAGCACUGAAUGCUGAGUAACUAACGGAAUAAAUGUUUGACCGUCAG
Messenger RNA from Linum trigynum, 1853 nucleotides. Lineage: Eukaryota; Viridiplantae; Streptophyta; Magnoliopsida; Malpighiales; Linaceae. The record is from the annotation of a GenBank genome assembly.